AUUAAUGUUAUCAUGUUUUACGCACCUGUCUUGUUCAAGACUUUGGGAUUCGACAAUGAAGCUUCCCUUAUGUCGGCAGUCAUCACUGGAGGCGUCAAUGCAAUUGCCACAUUUGUUUCCAUACUCACUGUAGACAAGUUUGGAAGAAAGAUCUUGUUCAUUGAAGGUGGCAUCCAAAUGUUUAUUUGCCAGAUUGGUGUUGGAGGAAUGAAUUCUGCAAAGUUUGGACUAAGUGGUGAAGGCUCAUUAACUAAAGGUGAAGCCAACCUUCUCUUAUUUUUGAUAUGUGCAUAUGUUGCAGCUUUUGCCUGGUCUUGGGGUCCAUUGGGUUGGUUGGUUCCUAGUGAAAUAUGUUCGCUUGAAGCUCGGUCUGCAGGUCAAGCUAUUAAUGUUGGCGUGAACAUGUUAUUUACAUUUUUCAUUGCACAAAUCUUUCUCACAUUGCUUUGCCAUUUGAAGUUUGGUCUUUUCUUCUUUUUUGCCGGCUUUGUCGUUAUUAUGACAAUCUUCAUAGCCUUGUUCUUGCCUGAGACAAAGAACGUUCCUAUUGAAGAAAUGAAUAGAGUGUGGAAGUCACAUUGGUUUUGGGCUAAAUUUAUUUCUGAUGAGGGUGUUGUCGGCGAAGUUGAACACAACAUUCCUCAUUAAAUUUUAUUAAGAUGUAAUUUUCAAAUUAUCAAAGGAUGAAUGAUGAAUGGA
Molecule: messenger RNA, 699 nt
Organism: Cicer arietinum (chickpea)
Lineage: Eukaryota; Viridiplantae; Streptophyta; Magnoliopsida; Fabales; Fabaceae
Product: sugar transport protein 4-like
Biological process (GO): transmembrane transport
Cellular component (GO): membrane
Molecular function (GO): carbohydrate transmembrane transporter activity
Source: RefSeq, a predicted model, not a curated record